Synchytrium microbalum is the source of this 6360-nucleotide messenger RNA. RefSeq lists its product as uncharacterized. Gene Ontology annotation, cellular component: THO complex part of transcription export complex. Gene Ontology annotation, biological process: mRNA export from nucleus; mRNA processing. Lineage: Eukaryota; Fungi; Chytridiomycota; Chytridiomycetes; Synchytriales; Synchytriaceae. The record is from RefSeq and is a predicted model, not a curated record. Bases 1 to 6360 code for a protein of 2119 amino acids. Gene Ontology annotation, molecular function: mRNA binding. The transcript has 19 exons.
AUGGCGUGGCAGAGACAGUUGGACACAUGGGAAACAGGUGGUCGCAAGUCACUGCUUGAGACUGCUAUAGAAUACAGCGCAUACGAACCAUCUCCCGAAGUCGCUCGAGAAAAUCAUCUCGGAAUUCUAUCCAUCAUUCGUGACAUAUUUCGCGCUGUAGUAGAACGACGACUAGCUCCUACAUCCGCAGCGUUCUUCCUCUCUGAAUGGAAUAAACAAGUCUCUCAUGGCCAGGACAAUGAUAAUAGUGGUGCUGGCUCUAGUACAGCUGCUAACCCUACAAGUACGAGUCUCGCAACAUCGGGCAAAGGAUUUGAGCUUGGAGAAGGAUUGAGUAUUGGAUCUCUUGUUGUGGAUGCGCUGGAUACAUUCCAUGCUACCACGGACAAGUCUAUGGCCCAGAUGUACGGAUUAAUGGCCGAAAAUAAUGAUGGUGACGAACGGCUGAGUGAUGCUCCUAGAGUGAGGCUUGAAGAGUUUGCGAGGGCUAUAUUGAAGGAGAACUUUGUCCCAAUCGAAAAGUUCCUCUCAGUCCUGGAAGGAGACUUUAUAGAGGCGCUCGCUGCGGACUUUGGUGUUCGAGUACCACCAAACCCUCCAGGAUAUUAUGGCCUCUUUAGCAGACGCGCCGUCAAAUACUCUACAAUGACUUCUUAUAAACAAACCAAAUUCAAUCUAUUACGAGAAGAAUCAGAAGGGUAUGCCAAACUGAUUACCGAAUUGACGACAGAUCUACCACCUCCAGUCGACUCAUGGACUGCUGCAUAUAUUGCACCCGGUGAAUCAUCGCCACGUGAACGUCGCAUCAAAACACGAGUAGCCUCCAUGCUAAAAAAUAUAAAGGCUAUUAUCGGAUACUUUUAUCUAGAUCCAAAUCGAGUACUGGAUAUCAUACUCGAUGUAUUUGCUAUGGAUGUCAAGGACCAAUGGGAUUUCUUUCUGGAAUUACUUCUGGCUAGUCCUUGGAAGAGGAGGACGCCGGUACCUGAACCGCCUAAGCAGCUGGAACCUCAAAAGACUGAAGAAUCGGAGAAAAAGGAUCCUGCUAAACCAGAUAAAGGAAAAAACGAUGCAAAGCAGCCUGAACGUGAUCGUAUUGCUCAAAUUCUCGGGUUCAAGUUUCUGCAUUACUCUAAUUUGUUGUUGGGUAUUAGAGGAGCGGAUACGUGGCAAGACCUGCAAGAUGAUAGUUAUGAUGGUCACCCAGAUACAGUGCAACAGACCAUACGAUCGCUAUAUCAAGUUGCUGCCUUGUUGAUUAAAUACAGGGUCAUGGAUUUCGCAGAGUUGUAUCCGUAUCUAUCACCGGCUGAUACAGACUUUCAACAAGAGCGACUCGCUUACCGUAAGGAUUUGGAGAGUCGUCGAAAUUCAAGAUUCGAAAAUGCUCAGGACAACGUACUGGCGCUGGCAGGUGGAUUAGACGAGCGAACUAGUAUAGUAGAUACUGGAGCAGGUGGUGUCAUUGUAACGGCAGAGAGAGUGACUGAAGAGAGAGCCAGAGCUUUGAGACGAAAUCAAAAGGCAAACUUAACAGAAAUAUUGCUGGGAAUAGGAGCCCUCCAAGAUGCAACCCGCGUGAUGCAUCGACUUCCAGAUAUGGCGGCCAUCUUUCCUGAUGUUGCUCAAAACUUUCUACGAUGUCUACACGAGUAUAUCGAACCUUAUUACCGACCUAUAUGUCCUAUAUUACUAUCACAGACAAAGGUUCGAUUCGUGCCAACGAAGGAAUCUGUUGCCCUAUUGCAGGCUCAGUUUCCAGCUGCAACAACAGAGACAAGGACAUCACCUUUGGCAACCAAUGUAUUUGAUACUCUCACACAGGGCAAGAAGCUGGUCGCACCCAAGUGGCGAUUCUUCUUUCCACAUUGGAGGGACGAGAUAAAGCCACAUCCAGAAACUCCUAAAUUUAUUAAAGAUCUUCGAGCCAUGUUGACUUAUAUUGGACCGGGUUUGAACAAGGAUUUGAUGUUGGCUGUGAAGAUUGCUAGGAUGGGAAUACACUACACCAAGGAUGAUGCUCCACUAGAAAUGAAGCAACAAUGGUUGUAUAUACUCUCGCAACAUCUUUUACCUGCAUUGUCAUUGAGCGAUUCAAAUCCAGCCUUCUCGUCUGAAAUAUGGAAAUUGAUGGCUAAUUAUCCGUAUCAGAUUCGUUGGAACUUGUAUCAAGAUUGGGAUGAGAGAAGCCAGGAUAAUAUUGUCUGUCCAGAAUUAUACAAUGCAAGAACCAUCUGUCUGAAUGACAUUCGAUUCAUCAUGAAGCGUUUGUCAGCUGAGAACAUCAAAGUGUAUGGCCGUGGUAUUGGUAAAAUCGUUCACUCUAAUCCAACCACAGCCUUGAACUAUCUCAUACAACAAAUAUCUGGUGAUAAUAUGGAUAAUUUCAUCAAUCUCGUAUCCGAUGCUUCACGAUACUUGUCUGAACUGGACUUUGAUGUAUUGGCCUACACUCUCGUUCGACAAUUGGGUGAUAAAAGCUUGAAGAAAACCAUUGAAGACGGUUUGACACCCACCACAAACUUUGCAGCCAUUGCCAAGUUUGUGGGUACUGUGUAUCGUAAACAUCAGCAAACCGAAUUAGCUGGUUUGCUGGCAUAUCUCAAGAAUCGAUUCGAGGAACCUGAAUUAUAUGAUAUGCUCGUCUUGUCUGAAGUUGUAGGACAAAUGAGUACAUUACGAUACAUCGAGAAUCCAACAGAUAAAGGUCUGGAGGGUUUGGCUGGUGGUGAGGCCUUGAAACGAGAGUCAUCUCAGCUCGAAAGACAAUUCAAGAAGCAUUCUGUACGAUUGGCGUCAGCAUUGAAUGAAUCGAAGCUGGCUGAUCAGUUUGCAAUCUUGCUUGCACAGCAAUUACGGGAUUUGCCUUUCAUUGGAAGUGCAUCGUCAACUGAUUUGAAGACUGUUGCUGUCAAAGUCGAUCAGAUCAAGAAAGUCUUUUUGCAAUAUACAGAAUUCUUCGCUACAAGUGCAGAUGUUGAAGCCUAUGCUAGAACAUUUCCCUCACUGGAAGAACUGGUUGAUAAAUAUGGGUUGGAAAUGGAUUAUGCCUUCCAUCUGAUGAGACCGACACUUGCUCAACUUGUCAAGAAAAAUCCACAUCCUGACGAAGUUGCCAGAGCUGCCGAAGUAAUGGAUGUAGAUCAAGACACAGAUCCAAACAUACCGCCAUGGCAGCCUGCCUUACUACCAACCAUAGAAGCAGUCACUAGACUACUUCCAAAAUCAUUCACCGAUGCACUCCCAGUACCAUUUUUCGUCACCUUCUGGCAACUCUCCUUGUACGAUAUACAUGUGCCAACCGAACGCUAUGAAGACGAAAUGAGAACACAACUCGGCAAUUCCAAGAAAUUGAUGGCCGAAGCUUCUAGGCCUGAUGUUGAUAGUAAAGACCGCUCAAAAAAGACAUCAGAAGCAAACAGAGCUUCUUCUGCUGCUGAUGCGUUGAGGAAGGAACUCAAGAUACAUACUGAACAUAACGCUGUUGUCAAGCAGAGGUUGGAACGUGAGAGGAAAUACUGGCUUCCUGACUAUGAACGAAUUAGAGCCACAGAACUCUUUUGCGAGCAAUGCCUGCUUCCAAGAGCCAUGAUGUCUUAUGCCGAUGCAGAAUAUUGUGCCAAGUUUAUAUUCCUCUUGCACACUCUUCCAACUCGUAACUUUCCCACUGUUUUCGUUUUGGAAAGGAUGUUCAACGCUGGGGCACUUCGAGCGCUGCUUGCGUCAAGUACCGAGUUGGAAAUACGAUGUCUGGCGGUCUUCUACAAACGGCUGUUACAAGUCUGUAUGGGAUGGAUGCAAGACGCCACGUCGUAUACCAUUAAAGCAUUAGGAGACGUCGGAAAAGGAGAAGGUAGACCUGGUUUUGUCCGCAAAUGGACUGGAGAGGUUCUCCAUAAUCAUGAUGCGGUACCAAAGGAAAAGCUGGUUCCUUUAGAACAAUAUCGUCUAGCUGUGGGUAAAUGGCAUGUACGAAUCUCCUUGUCCAUUACUGCAAGUUUGCAAACAGGCAUAUAUGUACAGCAAAGAAAUGCCUUGCUAUUCGCCAAUGGGCUAGUUGGCCUAUUCCCAGCGUUCAAUCAACAAGGAAUCCCGUUGCUGGAUGUUUUGAAAGAGUAUGUAGCAGAAGAAGAAACUCCUGAUCUCAAGCAGCUGGCCAUAAGUUAUCGAGGCAAUAUCUAUAAAGAGAAGCACACUUGGAGAGGUAAAAUUCCGAUAGUGCCAGUGAAGCCACCAGCUGUAGUUGCUUUAAAUAAUGCAGUACCGAUAAUUGUUGAAUCUAUUCCAGAUGGAAUCUUGGAAGCAACGAUGAACUCUGAACUACUAACAAGACGAUCUACUUCAAGGACCAACAACGGCGUGGCUGAUGUAGAGAUUGUCUCAACCAAGCCAGGUCCGACACCCACGCUAUCUUUAGUAUUCCCAGGUUCAUCAGCAGUCAUACCAAAUGAAACGGACGUGGACUCGAUGGCACCACCAACUGUACCAGCAACCAACACCGUCCGUGGUAGACUAGAAGGUAGUAGCACCGCAUUAGGGGCGACAGGAACGGCUAGCCCUAGACAAGAACCCCCAAUGCUUCCUCCUGGAACUUCCAGUUUUGCUCGACCGGAAGGUACUCCAAGUGCCGCUACUCCGUCAGCGAUGCCUAGGCCAGAAGUGAGACGUACUCCAGCAUCCGAUCUCCCACCUCGACCAUCAAACUCUGCCUUGUCUUCACGGUACACUCGACCUCCUAUUCAAGCCGAAGAUAGUCCUAUGAACAACGGUGACGGUAAACGACCAUCUAUGGAAGACAGCAGUAGUGGUGGGUCUACGCAUCGUCGUGAAUCGGAUCAUCCUGAUGAGAAGUCUAGUACUGGUAGAACAGAUUCACGAGAUGCAACAGGCAAAGCAGAUACAAGAGACCACAGACAAGAAUCUUCCCGAGAUCCUACUGGACGUGAUGAACGCAAUGCUGAACGAGAAUCCGUGCAUCAUCGAGAACCGCCAUCGUUCAAUAACAAUAAUCGGGAUCGUAAUUAUGACCGUGAUGCGAUGUCUCAUCGUAGUGAUACUCGAGGUGACCGUGAGCGAAGUAUACGUUCACCUUCACCUGGUGGUAGUAAAAGUAGCACCAUCAACAAACGAGAUACUCGAGAUACUCGACCACAUGGCAUCAAUAUUGAAGAUGAUCGAGAUGGUACACGCCACAAAAGGUCUACUUCGCCAAAGCAUCAUCGUAAUAGAUCACCGUCUCCACGUCGAAUAAAUACUAGCACAACGAAAGACAAAGAUGCCGCUCCCCCAUCAUCAACCAAACGGGAUGUUUCAGAUCGUCGUGAAAAGACAUCACGAUUCAGCACUGUAGAUGAUCGUGAAAAGACUCCCAUAUAUUCACCUGGUGAUUUCGACGUAUCUAGUCCAACACGACGAGAUGCUCGAGACACGAAGGACACUCAGUCUACAACAGGAGGUGAACGUAAAAUGAAUAUCUCUGAUAGGCUAGGUCCUCAGCCGAGGCCAGUCGAAUCCGAGUCUAUAACAACACCAACAGUACCGAUAGCAGCAACACCACCAACAGCAACCGACAGUGCUAGUCGACGACGUGACGCUGAGCGAAAAGACAAAGAUGCCUCAUCAACAUCUGAUCGUAAGGAGGAUCGCAAAGAGGAUCGUAAAGAUGAUCGAAGGGAUAAAGAUGUCACGUUUGAACGUAAAGACGAACGACGGGAUAAAGACUUGGAUAGAAAAGACAAGGAUGAUGGCAGCAAGAGUCGCAAACGAGAUGGAGACUCAGAUCGUGGUCGUAAAGAUCGAGAAAAGGAUGAACGACGAGAUCGUGGUGAAUCCAAGGAAAGAGAACGUCGUAAGGAACGUGAAAAGGAACGUGAACGAGAUCGUGGUACCAGUAGUACCGGUAAAGAACGUAAACGAGAUCGGGAUGGUAAGGAUGACCGAGACACUGGUGUCAAGCGGAGCAGGAAUGGUGAUGAUGGACCAGCUGAUUCACCAGAGCCUUUUGCAGCUGCAUCAGAGAGUAUUCCAACUCCCAGCAUUCCAGUUGCCGAUGUACAACGUCAAAGCUUCUCGAUCCUUGGAUCUGGUACUCGAAACUCGUUGAAAAGAGCUGCAGAGGAAGCCGCCUCUUCAACACGAUUCUCACCCAAUCCAAUACAAACAUCAGUCAAUCCUGGCAUUCCUGCGGGUGGAGCAACGUCUGCUACCACACCCACAUUGCCGCCGCCACCACCAAAUUCAGCUAAACGAGCACGUACAGAGAUUCCUGAUGCUGGAGAACGAUGGGGAAACAGGAAUAAUGAUUCAGACCGUCGUGGUGACCGUGAUCGACGUGAUGGUGAUCGUAGACGACGUUAUUGA